Messenger RNA from Micropterus salmoides (largemouth bass), 3556 nucleotides. Its product is annotated as E3 ubiquitin-protein ligase rnf152-B. Bases 320 to 1090 code for a protein of 256 amino acids. Gene Ontology annotation, biological process: protein ubiquitination. Gene Ontology annotation, molecular function: ubiquitin protein ligase activity. The transcript has a single exon. The record is from RefSeq and is a predicted model, not a curated record. Lineage: Eukaryota; Metazoa; Chordata; Actinopteri; Centrarchiformes; Centrarchidae.
UUUGUGGGAUGCUCGGACUCUCUGGAUGGAUGAGCUCUAGCAUCGGAGUCACCACCAUUACAUCAUCUCUUCCCACACAGCCGAACACGGAAUGAGGGCUUUUUAAUAUUUAACCGGGAUCCCGAUCAUUUGAGACUGAGCAGCAGAAGCACCGCUCUUCAUAAAGGACGCGGUGGGGAUUAUGAAAACCUAUCAACAAUGCCUGUGGGGAUGAUGGCGUUUCAAUGAACGGGGAGGAUAGGAGGGGGAGAGGAGGAGAGACGUGCACCGUCAUCAGCAUCUGUCCGCCAGCUCCCUUUGUGUUCACCGGAGAAUGUGAAUGGCGAAAGAUGACAUGGCAGAGGUAGAUUUGGCACCAAACGGAGCAGAACCCCCCGGCGAGGCCCCCUCGGCGUUUCCCUAUGAGGAGUUCGAAUGCAAAAUCUGCUACAAUUAUUUCGACCUUGACCGCCGGGCUCCUAAGAUCCUUGAGUGCUUGCACACGUUUUGCGAGGAGUGUCUGAACACGCUUCACCUCCGGGAGGAGAGGCCAUGGCGCAUCAGCUGCCCCGUAUGUCGCCACCGGACUCCGGUGCCGGAUUAUCGGAUACAAAACCUGCCCAACAACACCAAGGUGACGGAGGAUUUUCCACUCUACAUCGACUCGGACCCCCUGCCUCAGGACGCUUUGCCGCCGUACCCUCCCCCGCUGCACCCAGCUCUUGUCGCCCUCCGCCGGGAGGAGGCGUCGGGGACGACCAGCGUCAGCCAGGCGACCCCGUCCACUACCGUGUCCACAGCCACCACCCUCUCCCAGGACUCGGUGCGCUACGAUAGCUGUCAGAGCUGCAAGCGAGUGGCGCUGACCACCGGCUGCGUCUGCGUGAUCUUCUCCUUUCUGUCCAUGCUGGUGUUGCUGUUCAUGGGCCUGAUCUUUGUGCACAGUCACAGCAUUCCUCCCUCGCCGGCGGGACCCAUUUGCUUGUCGGUAGCCAGCAUCCUGGCCAUGUUCUCGGUGGUCGUCACAUGGCUCAUCUGCUGGCUCAAAUACAGACCGGACCACGAGACCGGCCGCGCAUCCGCCACCAGUAACUCCAGGAGAAACGCCUGAUAGGCUGCUGGCUCUGACUAGUGAUGAAGAUGUUGUACUGUGGGUGUGUGGUUAUGUACAUAAUACUGACAACUGAUACUCCGGGUCCCUUUACUUUUUCUAGAAAUCAUUCUCAUCCAAAAUGGCCUUUUAUCAGUACAGCAAGCACCCAAAGGCCUUCAUAUUGUUUGGAGCAAUAGGCGACAUGAUCCUUGAUAAUCUUUUCCUCAAGUUAUGCACUUGAACUUACAGUAGGCCCAGUUGACUAGGCAUCGUGAUGAGUGAACUUGUCCAAGACUUUUAGACCCCUGGUGAUGGUCUGAGCUGUGGUUGGUUUGAUGACUGAAUGUGAAGUGCUUAUUUCCAGGGUUUGAUCCCCUCCCCUCUCUAUCCUGGUUGAUAAUAUGCAUAACCCACUAUGCCACUCACUGUAUGAUAACAGUCCACAGAUGAUUCACUCUUAUAUCUCAACAAAGCACUAUUGUAUUGUACAGAUAUUUGGCAAUGUUCACUUUUGAGUAUUCAGCCGGUGGAUUUUGUUUUUUAUGGAGGCCUGGACGUUUGUGCGAGAAGCCUCUAAAAUGUCAUUCCGUUACAAAGAAGUCGUAUUUACAAUCCAAACUGUAAAUAGUCCACAGAGAAGUGGUGAGUGGUAUAGGAUAGGUGUGAUCAGCCUUUCUUGAAGACCUUCCUCAUCCUUGUGUUCUAAUUUAUCCUACAGGAUGGCGCCGCUUUCUUUCUCACAAUGAAAAGUGCACCUCCUACAGGUUUUUCAAAGGGGUUCAAAGCUAUAGUUUGUGAUUUUGACUCUGUGUUUGGCUACUUUUGUGCAUGUUAAGCUCUUGAAAGGGCAAGACUUUCUGUUUUUACUGUUUUUUUAAACAGAAGGGACAUUGUCUUUCCUGACUCGUGUGCCUCACCUUGUUGCUGAAUGAAGCAAAACGUCACCGUAAUCAUGAUUAAAUCAUGCAUGGGCCUCCUGCCACAGACAGCGUCCAGCUGGGGUGUCGGCAGGGAUUUCCUCUUUCUGUCACAUUAUUCACACAUCGAAAGUUGAAAACAGGGUUUACAACACGGAGCUGCCUCCCAAAUCAGCAACUUUUUAUAAUUGUGAAAAAUGUGGGUCUUUGCAUCUGGCUUUGAAUAAAGGUCAGAAUAGAUACUAUGAGUAUGAAUUAAACAGGUACAAUCCAGGCUGAAGUUUGCCUGCCGCUGCUUCCAUGUUCAAGUUCACUCGUCUUCUUCCUUCAAAGCCACAUGUGAGAAUCUCUGUUUCUUGGCCAGGCUAGACAUGGUGCACAUCUUAUAAAAAGACUAUGUGGUGUCACUCUGGUUCCUCUGAGAUUGUUAGGAGUCAUCAUUACCUCUGAAAACUUAAAGAGCCCCAUGAGCUGUGUGGCUGAGAUCAGAAAGAAACAAAAUGCUACAGUAUGGGCCGAGAAAGCGUGUGUUAUUUCAGUGCCUGCACUUACACAAUGCAAAUCUUUAACUUUGCUAAACUAAAACUUAAUAUAAUUCGGUUGAUAUGGGUUUCCCCCUCUCAGAAACAUCUGUUUCAAAACAGAAACACUGAAUGAACUUCAGUGAAAUCAGCUUCAGACCACACAGUGUAAUCAAAAAAGCGAACUUCUUCUUAUGAAUAUUACUGUGAACCGUUGGUAAAUUCUGUGUAUGUAACUGUUGCUACAAACUAUACAAUUAUUUAUUUAUUAUUCUUGAAUAUAGCAAAAAGUUAUCUGUGGUGCAGUGUAAGACCCUAAUUUGGACAAACGUGUGAUGCUCCAUGAAGCAUGUGUAUUGCACUCCUGUGUUAUGUUCAGGCUCCCUGACUUUCCUGUCAGCAUUUAGUAUAGAAUUCGGAGAUGAUUCGGAUACCAAAGUGAUUUAAUGUAAGCACUUAUUACCCUUGCGCACUCAUGGUACCCCUACCUCACAAAAGCAAAAAAUAAUCCAACAUGAUUCUUGAACCCCACCCUCCUCUAUCUGAUUCCCAUGCUUGCUUCAAUCAUCCUGCUCAACUUUUUUCCCAACUUACUGAUGAUGCACUUUCACCCUCUUAUUUGACACAAGUAUCAGGGUCUACCUUUGACAAAUGUAAGCAUAUUGUAUUUAUUUCAAAGGACCUUGAAAAUGUUGUUGGUUUUUAUGAGAAUCUGUGGUUGUUGUUAAAGUACCAAAUGUAUUUGCACAGAGAGAUGUUCUUUAUGUGCUGUUUUACAUACAUAAACACAUUUCAGUCAUAAUAAAGGAAACAUGACUAACCAUGGCACUAAUUAUUUGUCUUAAUACAGUGACAGCUGACAGAAUAGCCUGUUACCAAUCAGUAUUUUAUGAUGGUACCCACAAUGCUUGACUGAAGAUAUGGCCCUUGCUGCUGUGCAUCAAAUAUGCCCCCUACUGGAAGACAAAUGUUGCUACAUGUUAUAAAAAGAGAAACCCUCUGUGUCAACUUUCAUUUCUCAUGCAGGUCUAGUUGUGUAAACUUCU